AAGGUUUACAAUUCACAGGGAAAGAUAAUAUGAGGUCACAUUUCAAAUAUCUAAUGCUUUAACUUUUUUUUGCAGAUUAAUAAACAUACUGAAGCAUUUUAUGGAGCUAGAAUGGCAGUGAAAGGAAUUUUAAUUAUUUACUUCCAAUUAGGUAUUUUAAAUAGAGAAACAUGGGGCUAUUUUGGGCCUUGUUUUUGAAAUUUUAGGCCUUCAGUUGGUCAUAAGAAACAGGAGUUAAUCUCAGCGUUUGAAUAUUUCCUCUUUUCUAACUUGACUAAAAUGUUGAAGUUCAAAAUGGCUUAUUCAUAUUUUGGUUUAACUUUUUCCUAUAAGUUACUUUAAAUUAGUGUGUGAAUUUUAAUAAAUAUUUUGACUGGAAUCUUUCAGUUGGAUUCUGUAGCUUUGCUUUUGAUUGUCCAGCUUGAACUAGGACUGCAAGAAUGUGUUAUGCUUAUGCAAGUGAUCGGCAUGAAAGGUUAUUUUUUAUCUCCACUGUUAUCUAAGAGUUUUGCAACUAUUCAUAGGGUGCUUAUUUUUAAAACUUUGACAUUUUCUCCAGGUUUAAGUUUGUUUUAUAAUACACGUUCCUCACUGCCACAAUGAGGCUAGUAAUUCUUGAAGAUUAUGAUCAGGCUAGUGAAUGGGCAGCAAAAUACAUCUGUAAUCGUAUUAUCCAGUUCAAGCCAAGUCAAGGAAGAUAUUUCACGCUUGGUCUACCAACAGGUAGUACGCCUUUGGGAUGCUACAAAAAGCUGAUAGAAUAUCACAAAAAUGGAGAUCUCUCUUUCAAAUAUGUAAAGACUUUCAACAUGGAUGAGUAUGUAGGGCUCCCUAGAAAUCAUCCAGAGAGUUAUCAUUCCUAUAUGUGGAAUAACUUCUUUAAGCAUAUUGACAUAGAUCCAAAUAAUGCUCAUAUCCUUGAUGGGAACGCUCCAGACUUACAGGCGGAAUGUGAUGCAUUUGAAAAGAAAAUUGAAGAAGCGGGAGGGAUUGAUCUGUUUGUUGGAGGCAUUGGUCCAGAUGGCCACAUUGCAUUCAAUGAACCCGGAUCAAGUUUGUCUUCAAGAACAAGAUUAAAGACUUUAGCAAUGGACACCAUUUUGGCAAAUGCUAAAUACUUUGAUGGAGACUUAUCUAAAGUACCAACUAUGGCGCUAACAGUUGGUGUGGGUACAGUGAUGGAUGCUAGAGAAGUAAGAACUCAUUUAGUUCUAGUUGCAUGUGUGUUUUCAAGACUAGUUGGUAUUGAUACUGGGAUUGAAAGUAAAGAGACCUUUGUUUUGCAGGUGAUGAUUCUUAUAACAGGUGCACAUAAGGCUUUUGCAUUGUACAAAGCAAUUGAAGAAGGAGUCAAUCAUAUGUGGACAGUUUCUGCUUUCCAGCAACACCCUCGCACUAUCUUUGUGUGUGAUGAAGAUGCUACUUUAGAACUAAGAGUCAAAACUGUGAAGUACUUUAAAGGUUUAAUGCAUGUGCACAAUAAGCUUGUGGACCCACUGUACAGUAUGAAAGAAAACUGAAAGAAGAAUUGAAGAGGAACUCCAUGUGGGUCAACAGCAACCGUUUUAGGUAGCAGAUGAGUUCACUGCUAUGCAAUAUGCUGAAAACCGUUUAAAAGGGGGAAUCCUACGUACUGUAUUUUUUAAAAGGUCCAAUAUCUGUACAUUCACAUUCCAUCUGUUUGCUGUGUUGUGCAUUUUGCUUUAACAUUUGGAGCUUUGCUGUUGGGUUGUACAUCACUAAAUGGAACAGAAUAAACCUGUGAGAGACUGCAUGUUAUGUAGAGAGGGGAAAAGCAGAGCACUUACUCUAGCACAGCAGUGUAAUGCAUCUGCCUUGUGUUAAAGAUGAUACUUUAUUUCCUGGAAUUUGUAAUUUUUGGCUUGAUUAGUGUAACUACAUUUUGCAUUUGUGUCUCUAGGCAGAAUGGUUUUGGCCUUUGUCAAUACUAUGGACUUGUAAUAGUUGUACAAUUUCUACUAUGAAACGUUCUGUUUACAUGUAUCUAAUAUACACUGAGCUUUUGCACUUGGUUGCCUUAAAUUUAUCUUAAACAGUUUUUGGGCAUCUCAAGACCUGCUGUAUAGUUCAGACAAAUGAAAAUACAAGAACAGUGCCUAAAAAUGCACCAAAUUUUUGCAAGUUAUAACUUACUCCACGGAUAAAAAUAUUAAACUUCUGCCAUAGCACUUUUUCCUCUCAUGUAUUUCAAGUUACUUUAGGAUUUUUAUAUUUUUGGUAAUCAAGCUUUAUACAUAAGGAAAAAUCUAAAUGUUCUUUUCUGGAGGUACCUGUUCAAUUAUAUAAUUGAUGUUACUAUUAAAUACCUGAAAAGAUGUUAAGUUACAGGAACAUAAUGUCUGCAAAUUUAAUGGUCAUUUAAAGCCAACUGUUAAUCACUUUCUCAUUGUAUCAUUAUAAACAUUGAGCUGUUACAAGGAAUGUUAUUUCCUACUUUGAAUAUAAGUAAAACUUAAAUAUAAAUCUCUAA
Messenger RNA from Manacus vitellinus (golden-collared manakin), 2491 nucleotides. RefSeq names its product glucosamine-6-phosphate deaminase 2 (gene GNPDA2). The coding region runs from base 600 to 1520 and encodes 306 amino acids. The record is from RefSeq and is a predicted model, not a curated record. Gene Ontology annotation, cellular component: cytoplasm. Lineage: Eukaryota; Metazoa; Chordata; Aves; Passeriformes; Pipridae. Gene Ontology annotation, molecular function: glucosamine-6-phosphate deaminase activity; identical protein binding. Gene Ontology annotation, biological process: N-acetylglucosamine catabolic process; D-glucosamine catabolic process; N-acetylneuraminate catabolic process. The transcript has 5 exons.